This is a messenger RNA of Ostrinia furnacalis (Asian corn borer), 2185 nucleotides long. RefSeq names its product glucose dehydrogenase [FAD, quinone]-like. NCBI's taxonomy places the organism in Eukaryota, Metazoa, Arthropoda, Insecta, Lepidoptera, Crambidae. The record is from RefSeq and is a predicted model, not a curated record. The transcript is spliced from 3 exons. Bases 43 to 1758 code for a protein of 571 amino acids. Gene Ontology annotation, molecular function: oxidoreductase activity, acting on CH-OH group of donors; flavin adenine dinucleotide binding.
AACAUUGUAUUCUAUUCAGUGUACCGGCAGACGUAACAUAAAAUGGAGGUAGUUAACGCCCUUACACAGGCCGCCAGCAUACAGAAUGCAUUGAGGGUAUUAACAGUACUCAAUCUGACCGCCUAUAGAUACCCCGAGCAAGCUAAUAUUAAAGAUGGGGCUGUGUUCGACUUCAUCGUGCUGGGCGCGGGCUCGGCGGGCUGCGUGCUGGCCAACAGGCUCAGCGAGGACCCGAGGGUGACGGUGCUGCUGGUCGAGGCCGGCGGGGACCCACCUCUAGAGUCCAACCUCCCGGCUCUGAGCAUUUAUGGAGUUGGAUCUCACACCGACUGGAACUAUACAACUCCUCAGUGCCCCCUAUUUAAGUGUCAUGAUAACAAUGUAGAAAAAUUGUCAAAAGGGAAAAUGUUAGGUGGCUCGAGCAGUUCUAACUACAUGAAAUACGUACGCGGAGACCCGCAUGAUUUCAAUACAUGGGCUCGCAUCGCGAAUGACGACAGCUGGAGUUACGACAACAUUUUGCCUUACUUCAUCAAAAGUGAGAGAAUGGAAACUACUGCUAUUUUAAAAUCUCCCACCGGCAAGUUUCAUGGAACUAAAGGGUAUAUGGGUGUGACAAAAACAAAUAAUUUUAGCAACGCAAAAAAAUACUUAAACGCUCUUCAAGAACUUGGGUACAAUACUGUAUUUGACACCAAUGGUAAUUACACAUUAGGAUUUGCGGAGCCGCAGUACACUAUCGCUGAUGAUAUACGUCAAAGCACAGCGAACGCUUUUUUGUCACCAAUAAAAAAUCGACCUAAUCUUUAUGUUCUCAAAAAUCAUUUGGCAACAAAGAUCAAUUUCAAAAAACAAGUUGCUGUAAGUGUGAGUUUAAAAAACGCUGAAGGAGUAACAAUGACAUUAAAGGUAUCGAAAGAAAUAAUACUGUCAGGCGGAGCAAUCAACAGUCCUCAACUACUAAUGCUUUCGGGAAUUGGCCCAAAAGAGCACUUACAAGGUUUUGGAAUAAACGUCGUUUCUGAUCUUCCUGUGGGAAAAAACUUACAAGAUCACAAAUUCAUUAUUUUAUUUCACUUAACUGGGCAUGCACCCAUUUCAAAUGAAUACCAUAAAGUAAAUAUAAAUGGCUUUGUGGCAUUGGAUAAAAAUCAGUCCUACCCAGAUUAUCAAGCAGCAAUAGCUACUGGCGGUUCAGAAACAGUAAUUUCUGGAUGCGCAUUCUCUUUUGAAAGCGAUACUUGUCAAAAUUUUUACAACAAAAGCAAAGAUAGAGAAGUAAUGUUGACUAGAAUUAUCCCUAUUCAGCCUAAAUCUAGAGGAGAGAUUCUAUUGAAUAGUACCGAUCCAGACGAAUAUCCAAUUAUCUACACAGCGCCCUAUACAGAUGAAAGUGACCUAGAAGAUGUAGUAACAUUUUUGGAGGAUUACACUCGUUUGAUAAACACAACGUACUUCAAGAGUGUUGGAGCGGAGCUCUUAGAGCUGGAGAAGUGUCUUAGGUAUCCAGCUGGUAGUAGAGAUUAUUGGCGCUGUUACGUUCGUUGUUUGGUAACCACACAAUUCCACCAAGUGGGCACGUGCGCCAUGGGCUCCGUGGUGGACAGCCGGCUGCGCGUGCGCGGCGUGGAGAGGCUGCGCGUGGUGGACGCCAGCGUCAUGCCCACCAUCACCAGCGGCAACACCAACGCGCCCACCAUCAUGAUCGCCGAAAAAGCAGCCGAUAUUAUUAAGGAAGACAAUAACUUGAAAAUGUAAAAAAUACAAUAUGUUUUUUCUAAAUCUAUAAGUUAUUUCAUAUAAUUUGUCAUUUACUGUUCAGAAUGAAGUUAAGCAUCGGUUAAAUUAUGUAUUAAUGGUUUGAAAACAUGUUUACUUGGAGAUUAAUAAAUUAGCAAUGGAAAUGAUAUGGUAAAAAAUGUGAGGCACGAACAGGGCCAAGAAGUAAUGACCUCUGUUGAUGGAGAUAUUAAAUGAAGAUGCAUUACACAAAUCGAUUUUAACUAUGUACUGAUAAUGUCUCUUCCAUCCUGCAUAGGGUUUUGAGUUUGAUUGCCGAUGAAUAAAAUAUUAUAAAAAACGAUUUCCAAGGCUAUUUCUAGACCUUUGUAUCUUUAUAAAUAUCGUGGCUUAUGAUGAGGUGUUUUAAUUAUCUUGCUUUUUUAAAUUAUUUUUUUAAUUGCCU